GCACACGCCAUCUGGAGGCUAAAGUAGGUAAUAACACCUGGACAGUUUAGACAGUGCUUUCUGCCUGACUGUCUUGAUGCCCAUACGUAGAAGGUCACAUAGGUCUUAUAUUUUAUCAUAUCAUUGAACCUAUACUGUCGGAUAAUUUUUUAUCAUAUUGUUGCUUAUUAAAUCAGAAAUUUAAAGUUGCUUAAUAAAUGUUAAGUAUAUGAACAUACAGUAUUAUAUUACAUCAUACUGCAAUGUAUCAUAUUAUAUUGUAUCAUAUAGUAUCAUAUUGAAUCACACAGACCACACUGUAUUAAAACCAAUUUUUACCAUAUCAUUGCCCUUUUUAAUUCAAAUGUAUUACAUCAUACUAUAUUUUAUUGCUUUAUGUUUAUUAUAUAUUGUUAUAUCAUAUAUUAUAAAUUGUAUCAUAUUUCAGUCUAAUAUCACAACUGUCUCGUCAUCAUAAUCAUAUUUUAUCAUAUAGUACCGAAUCCUAUCUCUUGUAUGUAGCAAAAAAAUGCAUUCAGGACAAAGGAGCUGAAAAUGUCCCAAAAAGAAGCUUAUUAAAAAAUGAACAACCCCCUAAACAAACAAAUUCAUAAGAAACUGACUUUUUAACCAAUCAGCAAAGUGCUCCAGGCCUGAAGGAGAAUCAUUUUGAACUGGGGUUUAGUGAAGUGAGAGAGAGGUGAAAUGGUCUUCGGGGCCGACCUCUGUAUGUUUUCAGACCUGGGGUGAGGUCUUGGUAUGUCCAGUACGAAAAAAACCUCUGAGAUCAAAAGAGGAUUUUAUGAUGACAGGAAAUUCUGAUGUGAAGUAGUUUUCUUGCUGAGCUUUGCUCCCGGCUUUUGAGCUAACCCUGUGAUCCCCUUAACUAUUCGCCCAUUCCCAUUUUAUCUUCUUCAUACAAGGUGUCCAAACCUCAGUAAAGCUGCCAUAAGUACCUGAUGCAUGAAUUAAAAAAUACAUCAUUUCAGAUUUUGGAUUCUGACUUUUGUAGAUGUUUUUGAGUUUGCAUUAUUUCCACAUUUGCAGCUAUUUUGGAGGAAAUUUUCUUGGCUGUAGCAGUUUGUUUGCCCUUGUAAGCCACCACAUAAAGGUGUUUUCCAGCACAGAGUGUUCAAACGACUUCUUAUUACAAUCCUCCUCUAGGCAGGCAGGCAGAGCUGCGUGUUUGAAUUAUAGCAUUGUUUUGAAAAUGCCACCAAAGAGAGCUUUUACUUCUGCCUGUUCUCUGUGACGAAUAAAUUGUUUUCUGUACCUUUUUAUGGCUUUGAUAAAUAUUCAUCUCAGCGCUGCCUGCGUCCUGCUGCAGUGCAGAGUAUUUCAGGGCUGAGCUGUGAGGGAUAUUGAUGAGCUGUGGGUCUGAGGAUGCCCCGAUCGCACAGCAAUCAGGCCUCAUGAUGGCUCCUGUGGCCUGUGUGCAGCCUGAACAAUCAGGUACAUCUUAACUCGUUUUUUCCUGUUUUUUUUUUUCUUUUCUUUUCUUUUUUUUGUAACAGGGCAUGACUUCACUCAGCCAUUACCCUUCCUGCUUGGUGUUUCACAUACUGAUUGGAUACAUUGUGGUGUUUUCUAAGCCCCGCUCAAGGGACAGAAAGUCUAAUCCAGCACAGAGGCGUUCAGUAGCAUCCAGAGCGUGGUGGGACAGUGCAGCGGCUUGUGUGCAGCAACACAUUGCUAGCCAGCGAAUUCAGAUGGGAGUGGGAUUGUGAAAGCCUUUAAAUGUGUCUUGGGGGCUGGUUAGUGGGGAUUAUUAUCCAAAGAAUCAUGACAGGAAUUCAAUAACAGGCUUUUGUCCUGUGAAAUUUCACACUUCCCAUAAGGAUCCUUCUGUUUCUGCCUCUCUUCCUCUUCCUCUCUAUCCCUCUGCUCCUCUGAGGGGAACGAGUUAAAAGCAUAAUACUGGGAGUACUUGAGUGCUGAGGAUUCCUCUUGAAUGCUAAGCAGUUUUAUCAAAUAGCAGGCUGCAGCACAGGAUCCUAGGUACUGAUGGGCAGCGAGGAGCAGUAGACAUCUGACAAGAGUGUGCAUACUUCACCCUGUGUGUGUUAAAGUGAAAAACAACCUCCAGAAGGAAGACAGAGUUUUUAGUGUCUCCGUCUCAGUUAUUAGAAAAAGGUGCACGUCUUCUGUGUGUGUGUUUUAGGCAACACUGCAGACAAGACACCGUUCUGGAUGUAAACUCUUAUAGAGAAAUGUAAACCUUGCAUAGAGAAAAAUUGCAUAUUUAUAUUAUUUCUGAAGGCUGCACUGAGAAAAUAUUCUGAAAAAGUUGCUACUAUGAGAAAUCUGCACCUUACAGCAUAAUAGUUCUGGUUUACAUUACUCCACAGUUUAGGCUGCAAAAUAAUCUGUUUGGAUGUUCUCAGCCUGUCAUGAAAAGGCAGAUUUUCAACAAAAGGUGCGUUCAAAGCAAAAUGUCUGCCAGUCAGAAAGACUGAAAUUUCCACAGAAAAAGAAAAAGAAAGAAAACUGGACUCAUUUUUCUCCCAUGCAUCUUGAAGUUUACACAUCUAAAUGAUGUGCAGCCGAACAAUUUGACAGCUCCUUGGCUUCAUUCUCGCCUUUUUGUUUUAAUCACAGGGGGAAAAGCAGAUUUAGUUAUUCUGAAGUCCUGUAUGUGUUCCAGUGCAGAAGAAUCAAGAAAAGCAAACACUCAGCAUCCUUGUGUCUGCAACAUUUUACAAGUGAUUAGUUCGGACGCAUUGUUAGUGUUUGAAUAUGCAGUACAGUGUGUACCAGACAAACUGCUCAUCAUGUGCAAACUACAUGACUUAAAGGUCAGUUUGGUUUUCUGUUGUUUCUCAGUUUUUCCAUUUACCUUGACUUCACUAUUAAUUUCCCAUUUUUUUUCUCCUACAGUGGUCUUUAAAGCUCCUAUAAGGACUCAUUGACCAGUUAUGAAACAGUCUGAAAUCAAUAAUGAUGCCUCAACUUACAAACCCAAUUAAGACCAUCAGCAUCAAAACUUACAGUCUCUAUCUGGUCAUUUUUUAUGCUUUUAACUGAGGACAGAGUGGUAGAUUUCAGACAAACUUGAUUGACAGAAUGCUGAAUAAACACCCUCUCUGAGCAUCAUUCAUAAAGAUACUCAAAGCAGAACAGUUUUUUUCUAGUCAAAAAACAAAACACUUGUUGUGUUGUCUCACCAAAUGUAAAUAAAAUCAUUCAUACGAGUGAAUUACAUGGAAAGUCAAUUGAAAGAUGCAAAUAGAUUCAAAUGUCUGUCAGGCAAAGCAAAUCCUCAGUCCUGUUUGUUGUACACAGACUGAACUAUCAUGGAGGAACUCUUUCUCUUCUGCAUUACUUAUAUUUAUGUUUAGGCUCCCCCACUGACUCAAUACAGAAAAGCGAGUUAUUUGCAUGAAAUAAGUGAGUAAAUACCUUAUGUUCAAUCAGAUGUGCACAAAUAAAGAAGAGGUCUAGACACUACACAUGUUCAGAACCAGAUCUGCACAAAGAUCAGAGGUAUCACUUUGUCCACAGGGGGCGCCAAAAACAACACAAAUUUCUCACAGGAUCGUUACACAAUCAACUGAAACUUAAACUUGAUCUGCUCAGCUGAAAUCAAACUUUUCUUCUGUGUCAAAAACUGAAUUUAUAAUUCAUAUCCUUUGAAUAUUUCCCUGACAACCGUUAUCAACCACCUCUUUUCAGGCAAAUACAGAUUCAUUUUUAUAGUUUCUGACAAGUGUACUGACAAAACAUCUGCAUCUGUCUAAAUGAGAGCUUGGAUAUUUUAAUGAUAGCUUUUCCUUUGCCGCUCAGUUCACACAUCAAAAUCUUUUUAAUGAGUUGAAUAAUGUAAUGUAUCCUUAGUCAGUAGAAUAGUUGACUUUUUAAGGAGACCUUAAAUUUGUUUUUCUUUAUUGGGGGGGUUAUUUGACAAAACUAUAAUACAUUGAUUAGUUUGCUACAUUUUUUUUAUUACAAAGUGUUUCUUAAAUACAUUAACUAAAAUCCCACUUGGCCUUCAGGACAUAAAAAGCUCUUAAUACUUUUGAAUUACAGUCUCUCACACCCUCAGACUCACACAGACAAAACAUUUUUCUGUAUAACACUCAGCCUACACAGUUUCUAUCUGAGUCUAAAUAAGAAGCGCGGUGCUGCUGUGGGAGUACAAGUCCUGACUGAUUGCUUGUGCAGGUGGAAAGGAUGCAAUGCAUGUGUGUUUCUCUGUGUGUGAGUUUGUGUUGUGGCGAAACCAUUUCCGUCCCCCAGUUCUGUUGUAAUUACACUGAACAGUUUUGUCAGUGAACGAUGCUCAAAGACAGCACAGUUCAUACAGGAGACAGAAAAGAGUGCACAAACAGCAAACAUUCAAGCACUGUAAGAGAACCUCAGCAUAAAGAUUUCAUGCAACUGUAAGGGAUGUCAUCUGGUGGGGUUUAAAUGUUUAAAUAUUGCUAUUUCUUACAAGGGGAAGAAAGAGUUUCCUGUGAUAAUCCCUGUGACAGUGGGCUUAUCCUCCUUCCUGAGUCUUACCACAACAACUUUGCCCCCAGCAUAAAAUUCAUGCCAGUGUGAUGCAAGAUUUGCAGGAUAGAAGCUGCUUUCCGUAGCAACAGUCAGGGGCAUUUCCAGGGGUGGUAUGGGCCCCCUGAAAGAUGAUUGGACACACCGGGUGAGAAUAAAUAGACUAUGACCAGAUAUCUGCUCAAACACAGGCAGGAUUUACCCCCAAACUAGCUAGUCCAGCUUUUGUUGCAAGUGGCUUCAAGUUGCUUUUGUUGGAAUAAAGAUAUAGCCGUUGAUAUUGUUUAGUUUGACUUCAAUGUACAUCUACUUCUUUAGGUCUGAAAAAUGUAAGCAUUCAGAGUUUGGAAGUUGCCACUCUGCAGCGCAUUUUUACAUCAAACAUGUAUUCAGCAGUACGAUACCUUCAUGUUAAAAUAAAAAUAAAAAUAAAAACUGGCAAACACCAAGUCACCUCAACUUCAAAGUCAGCACUGGAGGCUUAUUCAUCAGAUCAUCACCGAGCUUCCAUAUCCUUUUCUUCCAUGGAUUUAGUUUUUUUUUUUUUUUUUUUUUUUUCUGAUCACAGCUGUUUAUUAUUAUUAUUACUAUUAUAAAAUUUUUAUUUCAUUUUUUUAUCAGUUAAAUAAUUUUACAAAAUAAUAACUUUUACAACUAAAUAAAUGACAUGAAAACAAGGUAAUCAGACAAACAAGAUGUCACGCAACCAAAGAGAGACAGAAAUAUUUAUAAACUUAUUAAUAAUAAAAUGAAAUUAAUAAUAAAAGAAAAAAAAGAAAAGAAAAUUUACAAAAAUAUUUUUUUAAAAAUCUGAAAAAAGGGAAGUCAGGAAAUAACUGUAAGCAGGAUAUUAACAAUAACAGUGGAGAAAGGUACCCUUGUUAACAAAGCUAUACAUAGGUUUUAAUAUUCAAGAUCCUAUCAGGAUUUUUCUUGUUGCUUUUAUGAAAUAGACUGAUAUUAAUUUUGAUAACUUUUUAAUAAUAUCCAGAAUGAAUCAAGACUAUCAGCAACAAGAUUUACGAAUAAUUGUAAUGCCUUAAACUAGUUUGAGGAGGUAGAUGUCCUGUAACAGCCCUGCAUUUACAACUUACACAUUUCACAAUUCAUAAUAGAGUUUACUGUCAAAAGUCAUUAGGAUUAAUUUUUUUUUUUUAAGUCACAAAUUGGUACGUAGAGGAGAAGAAAAGCAAUGACUGAUUUGUCCACAGGGGGAACCAAAACUUACAUAUGAGCAAACUUCCUUACUGGAGCUUUAAUAUGUAGACAUAUAUAAUAAAUAAAAUACAUUCAGAAGCAUGCAUUUUUGUGCAGCCAACCAACCUUUGUGACCACGGCUCCUGUUUUAUUGGGCUAAAGAAGCUAGCAAAGCUUGUAAUAUGUAGCAAACUCAUUUUUAGCUCACCUGCUUUUGGUGACAGAACUGUAGUCGACCAACACAUGCCAUGUUCAUUAGAAUAAGAUGCCUCUAAACCCACUUUCCACCAAUGUCUGGGGAAUAGCCAACAAUAACCCUGGCUCUUUUGCACUGGCAGAUUCAUAAACUUAUGUAUGAAAACACUGAAUGAGCUAAUUGCUAAUUGCCAAGCUAUUUGUUGCUGCAUAUGCUUAUAGUGCUAAAAUAUUAAUAUAAUGCCUUUUUACUCAGUGAAAAGGCUUAUGCUCAGCCAUUAAGAGCCAUAACUAACAAGCAAAUUCAUAUUAUUUGUCCAUUUUUGGAUGAAAAAUUCAACAUUAAAACUUAUAGGUGCAAAAGCCAGCAGUAUCCAGAAGCCAUUCAAAGCCACCAUGAUCUAUUUUACUGUGAAAUAUUAUUGAAAUGUGGGAUGUAAAAUCUUUACAACUGUGAUGAAAAGGAACAAAACAUCAAAUAUAUUUCUGGUUGUUAAAAUGUGGAACCACAUUUAAUGCACUUGCACAUUGGCUUAAGUUUGAAACACCCAGAGAUGGUAAUAUGUCAGUGACCUUGCUACGCCACCCCUGUCAAAAAAUUCAGGAUCUGCCCCUGGCUACCAGAGCUGCAAAUGUGCUACAAAGUGAGCUUCAAAUAGCUUGAGAUAUAAGAAACAAAGAACAAAACUCAGACGAAGGUGUCUGAGGUAAGGAUGAAAAAAGCAACUUAACCCCUCAGGGUGUUGUGCCAUGUGCUCAGAGCGUCAUGCCACCUGCUCAGAGAUGAGCGCUGCUCCUGGAGGUUUUCAGGGGGGGAUCAACUCUCAGAGUGCAUUCUGGGUAAGGUACCAGUGGAGCCAAUUUAGUAGCAAGGCUGCAGAGGAAGGAGAUGUCUUGGAGGAAACCUGGCUUGAGGCUUAAUUUAACAUCUAAAGAAAACAGUGGUACUGACAUAGAUUUCAUUUGACAGCCACCGCCCACUCACACUCUGCUGCUCCUGCUCUCUCUCUCCACACACACAUACUCUCACACACACACACGUUUUUCCCCACACUUUCGCUUUUUCCUCAUCCGCCAUCUGACAUAUACGUACAAAUUUACAGAAAGUGAUGCAACAUCCCCCUUCAGCUGCAGUCUAAGGCGGGCAUCCAUGAAGAAGGCCUGCUAAGAUGUACAGGGGAAACCAUAAAACAUGACUCAAGCUGGCAUUCAUGCAGAACCAUUAACCAGCCACCAGAUCAGGAUAUUACAGGAUGUGCGAUUAUCUCUGUGUGCUUGGUCAACAUAGGUACUUUCAGUAACAAAUGUAAUUUCCACAGAGCUCUGUUUAUCUUUAUGGUCAUAUGAGCGCACAUGAUGCCUGAUAAGCACUUCCUUUGAAAGAGAUGUCAUAUAAUUAUUUACAUGAGCUGAGGGAAAGUCCAACAUUGUUUGAACUUGCUCAUGAUUUCCUGUUCUCUCAAAUAUUCCACUUUUUAAUUUUUUCCAGUGUCCAAAACAAGUGAGGCAGCAGAGCAGUCAGCUUUCACUGUUAGCACACCUGAAGAGCAUAUUUUUAGUUAGUUGUACCUGAAUUUUUUCAAUUUGGGAUACUUUACUGGACAUCAUGCAUCACUUCUAGACCAUCCUGACAGUUUUUGUAAUCUUAAAUAUAGAGCAUAUGAACACCUUAUAAAAAAUGAAUGCAUUAUCAGAAAUGAAAGGCUGAUCAAACCCACUCAAAUGUUUCCAGUCAUCUUGGUUGAAUAAACCCACUCAGGUUGCAGUGCUGCAACGCUUUGCUGGAAUUUAUAUGAGGUCAAACUCCAUAAACUAAUAUUCAGAUGAAGUUGUGUCUGGUCCAGCAGCAACCUAAGAGGGGAGGCAGAGAGGUGUCCAUCAAAGUGAGUCUGUGCGCCCGCCCCCAGAGUCCUGUUGAAAAGUCUCAUUAAAUAAUUAGGAUGAUACAGAUCCAUGUGGGGGUGGACCAUGUUUAUGCAGGAUCAUUGAGAUCAUCGACAGUUUACAAAAUAUGAAUUUGAAUGAGCUCAAUCUCAAUUAGCUAUACUUUGAUAUCGAUGCUGCUUGAAUUUAAUGGAACCACAAUGUAACAGCAGUAUUUGUACAUCAACACAAUAUGAAUCCUACCUGCAUAGCGUGUCCAAUCAGUGCAGAAAUAUCACAACCAAACACUUUAACACCUUGACACCUUGAUGGACCAAAGGGCCAAUGGUGGUGGACGACUCCUCUCUCUUUGCUGCAGGACAGAAAGAUUCAGAAGAUCUUUUGUACCAACAGCCAUCAGACUUUAUAACUCUUGAGUAAAUAGUAGAUAACUUUUGGAGACAUAUAAUGUGAGAUAACAGACAAUUGAAUUUCCCUUCCAGGAUUAAUAUAGGUAUUCUUAUUCUUAAAUGCUUGCAGGUUUGAAAUGCACAAUUUUCUCUCACGUAAUAAAUCAAGAAUAGUAGGUCUGACUUGCUCAAUGGACCAAGUACAGUUACUGUAGCAUCUCACAAACUUUUUAAGUCCUGAAAAGUUAGUGAGAUGCACUUACUGAAAAAAAUAAUAAUGUUGUCAAUAAAUAAGUCUGAGUCCUUUCACAUUCUCCAUCUUUAAGGUCCUGAGGCAGUCAAGAGUCAUCAGAGCCAGAGUCUAAAUCAUGUCCUGGACUACAAUACUGAGUGGCUCACGGACCAAUAUGAAAACUAGUUUAUGAGAACAGCAAAAUAAAAUAAAAUAAUGUAGACACAGCGGUUCGUGUGUGGCGCCAUAUUGCAUAGCAGCUAUUACCGCUGUGGCAACGCAGCGUCUGCUGCUGUCUGCUGACUGUGACAACAGUGCGUAUAGCUGGAUUAGGGGCGUACCAUAUUACACACCGGGUACAACAAUUGUGUGAUUACAUGUGGCACCACCACAACACCACUACAACAGGUGCUUUUAAGAGAAGUAAGCUGAGUUAAUGCAGCAAAACAAACCCACUGCAAAGAAGAACAAAAUUACAGUAAAUAAAAGACCAAGACAGAAAAAAAAAUGAAAUAGCUGGGUGAACUCUGAUGCUUUUCUUUUGGUGUCAUUCUAUAAACUAUGAUUUUAUGUUCAUUUUCCUGCUGACGACUCAUUAUUGCCUUUCCUGUGAUCAGGCGAAAAUCAGUGCAGGUCCCACUGAAGGUAGAGUUUGGCACACGUGUCACAUUAUGAAACAACAUUAGCAUAUCUAGGAGCUCAGCUGUUCUUCCAUCUCUCUGCAGAUGGAGAGUUUGAGCAGAAAGGUUAGCACUAAUAAGCAGCAGUCCUGAUGGCAGAUCAAUACGAGCCACUAAUCAUAAUCAUCAGAGAAGGUUAUGACCAUGAAUGACAACAGAGCUUUGUUACCGCCUGAGUUGUAGCAGGAAUAGAUUGUGCACAAGCAAUAUGUCGUGAUAUUUAAUGUUGUAAUCAAUUUACACCACCAUGAUUUAAAAAGAUAAACCAUGAGUAGACCAACAAAUGCAAACAAUUCCUCCUUUUUUUGAGCCACAUUGAAGAGGAGCUGCAGAAAAUCCGUGUUUCCAGACUUUUAAUUUAUGGGGGCACAAUAAGGACAACAGUGAGGACAAACCAGGAGAACAAUGGCGUCACUGUUUAUUGACAAAUAAUGGAUAAAAGCUGGCAUCAUGGGGCUGUAGGCCUGCAGUCUGUGUGGGUGUGAACUGAUACAGUCAGUACUGUGGCGCCAUCUAGUGGUCGUGAACGGACAAGCUGGACAAAUUAAAGUAAAUUGGUUUUGUUGACAUUCAAAAGUCCACUUGGCAGAUAAAAUUAUCAAAACACAAUUCAUGAGGUCAUUUUGUGUGGUUUUUACUCACAAACAGGUAUCAGCUCUAUCUUUAUUUAAAAUAUAUCCAGUGAACAAUGACAUAGCCACAGAAUGACGAUACACAUGGACAAAGACAAUAUGAGAAAUUCUACAUUUUUGGUGCAAACUGAUGACCAACUUGGUUAAAGGGUUUGCUAUACAGUUUCAUAGUUGUGUUACUUUUUUUGUGUGUAUUAUUUGUUUGGGGGUAUUACUGUUUAUGUUUCAUCAUGUGAAAAUCUAGGUAGCGUCACCAUUAUAGCCAAUAAGUUUGCAAAGAAUUCACUUAUUUAAUCCCAUUGUUCCAAGUGUGUAAUUGUGUUUUUACACUUACUUUUUACGCAAUAAUUAAUUUCAUAUUAUAUUUAGUUGGUAAUUGUAAAAAUGCAGGUUAAGGCUUCAGUGAGGAUUUAUUUCAUUUAUUAUACAACAGUGAGGACAAACCAGGAGAACAAUUUAUUAUACAGACUGAAAUGCCUUUCCAUGAAAAACAAAAAUAACAAGACAAACAUCAGAGACAAGGUUCAGGAUUCUUAUAUUGUAAUUUCAAAGAUGAAAACAGAAGUGAGGGGGGAGGUGUCAGCUCAGCAGCUGAAGAAACAGCUCUGUUUUUACCAUCUCUACAUAAAAUAUUCACAAUGGAUGAAACAUCUGACUGUCAAAAGUCAUUACACAAGUAUCCAGAUGAUAUGACAAUAAAAGACUGCUUUGUCUGCAGGUGCUGUCAAAUUUCACUCAAACCAAAAUUCUUCACAUGAGCUUUAAUAAGUGCUCUCUUUAACAACACAGCUGCCUGUAACUUCAAUUGAUAUCUGUGGGAAAAAAAGACACUCUUAACAACUGUAGGUGUGAGCAGGAUCGGGCUGUGAAAGAUAUCCGAAGCAAAGGCAAAGAUUUACUCAUUUAUACAUAGCAGAAUUCCCUUUAAUUCGCACACAGUCAUUUCUGUUUGGCCAUUAACCAUUGGAGGGGAAAACAGAAAACUGUAGAAAUACUAAUAAUUUAUUUAUUUACACAAACUUUAAAGAAUCAUCAGCUGACAGGACUUAAAGUUUACCUUAUAUCUAGCGACUCAGAGGGCAAAGGUAGGUUUAACGCUAACAUUGACUGGCCUGCUAACAUCUUCACAGCACAGAUUUAUUUAAAGUUAUUACAUUUAUUAACAUUUUAUUCUUACUCUAAUAGCAAUUAAUCAUUCAGUCUUUAUUCAGGGACAAAAACAGCAGGUAGACUGGACUCUUACAUUAUUUACUUUACAGUAAUCCACCGACUCCCCAUUAACAGGCCAUGAUCUUAAGCAGAGCCAGACUUAUGUUGGACAGCCAUCUGCCAAGACUGUGCAAUAAACAUAACUCCACAUUCACCCCUAAUAAGUUUUUGGUACGCAGCUAAAAAAAGUCAUAAAAGUAUUAGAAAGAUUUAAGUUUCUUUUAAAGUUUGAUGUCAGGGCAGUAAAUAUCUGUACAAAAUGUAGAAAAAAAACGUAUAAAUCACUCAUGAUAUUUCACAAUGACUGACUGGCCAAAAGUGUUAUAAAUAUCAAAAGAGCAUAAUGCAAACAUGGAUGACAAAUGAGGAGAUCAGGAUAAAAUUUCAUAUAACAAAGAGGCUAAAUGUAACAUUAUAUACAAAUAUGUUUUUCAGAUCUUGCAGUUAAUAACUGGGUGUAACACACGCUAUUAUAAACUGAUAUUACACUGAUAUUCCCUCUGCCUGGCUGUGGACUAAUGAUCCAGUAUAUGCUUAAUUCCAGUUUUUCUAAAUCUGACUUUAAUGAUACCAAUAAAGACUGAUCCACAUAUUGAUAAACACCAUUCAGUGUGUGCAGACACCUGUUCAUUGGUUAUCAAUUCACAGUAUUGGAAUUUUUACAGCCGAAUAUUCAACAAAAAUUGAUAAUGAGAUCAAGACGAUGUUUUAUAAAAUACAUAAGAAUACAAAGAUAGAAAAGUAAACAAACAAAACCUCUGCAUCUACAUAUGAAACAGAAAAAGGAUAAGGUCUAUACAAAAUCUGAAAUAAUAAUCAGCGUGAAUUAGAUGAGCUGGUCUGCCAAUGGGUGGCACAAGAGAGACAGAACUUGGACUGUAGGGCUGACUUUUGCCCCUGUCGUCUGAGAGGAGUUGAAAUGCACCUAUAAAAAUGUCCAGACACACACACAAGAACAACACGAUGGAGAUUUGUCUAUUAAAACAUACAAAUAACGUCUAUCAGCUGAAAGUUUACAGUACAUGUGAAGGCCUUCUCCAAAAUAAUGAUGACAACAUUUCUGCAGAUUCUUGUUAUUCUUUGUUUUCACUUGUCAUUUUAAAGAUCUGAAUGUGUCAGUCCUUCACAGGGAGAAAAGAGCAGCCAUCCCACAGUGAGGCAACUAUCCGGCAACUUUCCUGCGUCUUAGAAAAGUUCACUUUGGGUAGUUUGAAGUCAAAGUCAGAGAGUUUUCACCCUCAGAUCAUGAAGGACUGAGUUUGUUUGUAGUGCUUGAGCUGUAGGGAGCAGAGAGACAUGCAAUGAAUCAUUUCCCUUAAUUAGCAUGGGAUCAGUCUUAUCAGCAUCUUAUCAGCUCCAUUUAAUGGCAACCUAAAUUCAAGGCAGGGAGCAAAACAAGCCCUGACACCAUAACAACUGUGAUCACUCACGUUACGGAUGGGAGGAGGAGGAGGAGGAGGAGGGGGGUUGUAGGGCUUGGCGCUGAAAGACAAAGGGUAGCAGUUCAGUGUGAGCUCAUUAUCACUAGAAAACACACGGCUGCAGGCAUAAACAAGAGUCAGAAUGAAAAGUGAAAGCCUUACCUUUUUGUUUUCUUGUCCUCUGUUCAAACACCCGAUGAACCAGGUAGGAAAAGAAAACAGUGGUGAACAUUUUACUGCCACUCUUAUGCUCACCAAAAAAUCAUUUCUGUGUCUAUACAGUAACUUUAUGUUCAAGUUUGGAUACUAGAACCUGUUUCUGCCCAUCUUCAAAUCUAGAAAUCACUCCCUCUUAUCAGAAAAAAAGCUAAAUCCUCUAUGUCUACCAGCUAGUUCUUGGGUCUCUCAUACACAUAAGUUUUAACAAUAUCUGGCCCCAGAUUUCAGUUCAGACACGCCCACAUGGCGAGAUAUCGUCUGUGCCAGAGAUAUGCUCUCAUGACUCGAGUUUGAAAUAUAGCAGUGAAACCUGCUUAAUGCAACAUAUCACCUCACCCACUCACUCCAUGUUUCACACACUAGUCAGACUUUUUACUUUUGGGGUUAGCAGGAAAAAGUCAUCCUAAAGCCAGGAAUAGAUAGAGACGGGUGCUGGUCUCCAACUGGACAAUAUCAGGACAUUUUCAAGGGUGCGGUGCAUGAGUGAGAGGGUCUUACUGUCAUUUUACGGUUUGUUGCUGAGCAAGUGGUUUAGCAUAUUCAAAAAACAGCCGCCACUUACAGCCAGAAACAGAGUGGAUAUGACUGAACCAAAGCAACAAUUAAUCAUAAUUAGCAGGAAAAAGCAGAGGAAAGCUGAAGCACCGUCAACAAAAUGCAGUUUUUCACUUCUUUCUUUUUUUUUUUGCUUUUGUGGGGACAGAGUUCUUAGAAGGGCUCUCAAUGUUUAAAAUGAAGUCUGACUGACAUGUUUUUCGUUUUUAUCUCAUAAUUGUGAGUCUUCAAAGCACUUUACUUGACGCCUGUCUCUAUAACGUAUUUUAAAUAUAUGUAUAAUACAUUAUAAUCACCUUAUAGCACUGGAUAACUAUAGUUAUAAACACUCAUAAAUGAUCAUAAUGCUUUAUAGCAAUAAUCAUAACGCAUUAUAGAGCGUUUUAUCAUGACUUACAAGGUCAGGUAUUAUAAUGUGUUAUAACUGUUAACAUCUCUCUGACAAUGCCCACAUAGAUAAUGCAUUAUAUGUAUAUUUAUGAUGUGUUAUAUUUUGCUUGUAAACGUGUAUGACUAUCAUUAUAAACACUAAUUAAUUAUCAUAAGGCUUUAUAACAAUAAGCAUAACACAUUAUAAUACCCGACCUUGUAAGUCAUGAUAAAAUACUUUAUAAUGUGUAUAAGAUUAUUUCGCCCCAACUUGAUCCUCUAUUUAUACAGCCAUCUGUGUGUGACCUUGUCAGUUAAAGUUACAGCCCUUAUAUUUUUAAUACAACCUUUAGUUGUUUUCAUCUUUAGUGUUGAGGUAAUGUUUCCAUGACAGGUACUAUCUCAUGCAUCUAUUUUACACAUUUAAAUACAAAAUCAGCAGGAACAAUGUACUCACUUUUUUUACAGCAGCCGCGACGUCUGCAGACACACACGCAGAUGCAGCAGAAGAGAGCGAGCACCACAAAUCCUGCAGCUCCAGCUAUCAAAAUCGUCAUGUUCAAAGGGUCUAAAGAAUAGAGAAAGACGUUCCUAAGUUUAAAGUGAAAGAAGUAUGACAUUCAGAUUUAUAGGAAUAAUUUAAACAGCACCACUUACACUCAAUAAUCUUGAGUUGCUGAGCCACACAGCUCUUGGGAGCCCCCACAUUGUUGGAGGACUCACAGCGGUACAUCCCAGCAUCUGUUUUUGACACACUCUGAAAUUUCUGCAAGGUGAGAGAGUUAAGUUAGAGUGUACAGCUGUAGACUCUUCAAAUCUGUAUUUAUUAAGUAUGUGUAUAUAAGGUUGUACUUACAAGUGAGCCCUUAUGUGGAUCGAUGCUGUACGGUGUAUCUGCUGUGGCUGUCAGAGCCUUGUUGUCUUUAAACCAGCGGUAGGUGGCGGGAGGAACGCUGAGCUUGUCCUUGCAGAGGAGAUCCAGGCCUGCACCCACAAACACCGAGCUCGGCACCUCACAGGAGGGAACAUGAGGAGGUACUGAAGAAACACAGAGGAGGAACAGCUGGAUUCAAGGCUAUGAAGACUGGUCUGAAAAUUGCCUGCUACACCUAUUUGCAUAUUUUUUCUUUACUGUUUUUUAUUUUUUCUAUUUUUGACAAAUUGUUGACCUUCUGCUGGAAAUAAUUAAGUACAAAUUGCCACAGCUGAAGAACUGAAAUUGAGACAGGAUUUCUUUCUAAACCUUACUGACAAAUACCCCCAGGAAGAAGUUUCUGUAAUUACCACUUUUAUGUGUCUGUAAAAGCAGCAUCUGAUGUCCAAAUAAUCCAAAUUUACUCUCCAUGUCACACAUAUAUGUAUGCACACCCUCAUUAACAUGUUCACAAGAAAGUAUUUCCAUCAUACCAAGUACGUUCAAGGUGACAAUGGUCUCCCCGAGGUUGACGUGGUCCUCACCAGCAGUGACCUCACAUCGAUACUCCCCUGAGUCUUUCUGGGUAACAGAGUGUAACGUCAGCGUGGCUCCCUCGAUCUUCGCUCGACGUGCAUAAGAGCCUGUAGAGGAAGGCAAUGGUGAGAUGUAAAGGAGAACUUAAAUAAGAUUGAAUAAAACGUAUUAAAGUGGAAACAUAUCAGACUGACCAGAUCAUGAGAGGCAGACCAUUUCAAGCAGUAAAUAUAAUUCUUCACUCACUCGUAAAUUUCUGAUUGAAGUACACAAACGUGACCCCCUUUCCUUUCUUCUUCCACUCGAUUCGAGGGCUCUGAUCUUUCUCAGUCCUGAACUCACAGGAAAGCACAGCAUCUGAAAGGAUAAGACCCGGGGCAGCAAAAAGAGGUAUCAAACCAAUGUACGUUCAUUUCUGACCAGGACUAAACCAGCAGACAUUUUUAUCAGUUUUUAUUCUAUUUUUUUUACACGCUUCAAAUAUGUUUCUUCUCUGAAUAAUCAUUUCCUUUAAAAAGAAUUGGUUUAGCAUGAAAUUAUGUUCACUGCUUCCCCAUAUAGUGACAAAGUGGUGUCUUUGCAAAUAAAAAGUUUGAAUGGUAUGCAUAAUUAUCUAUCAAGUAUGCAUAAUUUGUUUCCUGUUCAUUUGGAAUUAAAUAUUAUUCAGAUAAACAACAGAUACUAUGACACAAGUUGCACAUUUUUGCUGAUGUGAUCCUUUUUUUUACCAGAAAAUUAAGUUUAAUCAAAAAAACACUGAAGUAGAUAUAAUGUUUACCCAGGUCAAAUGGUCGCAGAUGAUAUUUUGUGUCUUAAUGGAGUGUUGAAUCUACAGAUGAAUGUAUAAAAUAAAGUUUAAAAACAGUCUUACCUGAGUGUUCAUGGACCUCUACAUUGGGUUUAUUGCUACUGACUGUCACUGAAAGACACACAGGACCUGCAGGGAAAUAACAAAAUGACAUGAAUGUGUGCAGCAGCCUCUCUUUACCUUUACCUGGAUGUUACAUUUGGACCGUGGGAAAUCAGGGAGAGCAUGAAAAUAGGGCAAGUAAAACAGGGAAAAAAGCCCAGAGAGUUAGUCAGCUACUGAUACCACAAUUUCCAAAAAAAGGAAUAUACACAAAUGUUUUCACACACAUACACACUAACUCACACACACACACAUCACACACUAAAAUACAUUCUCACAUUGGGUGUAUAGAGUGUGUAGCAGCGUCCUGGUGGUGCUAGGAGCGGUGCUGCGGAGGAAUGCAGGUGAUGGAUGACACCCUGACAGGCUGCUUUAUCUUGAACUGAUAACCUCUUUUAGUCAUUCGUCCCCUCUGUCUGUGCGCACACACACACACACACACACACACACACAUUCUGACUCACAGAGCAUACAUCCUAACCCAAAACUGCACAUCAGCAAAACAGCAUUGUCAAUGUACAUCAUAAAAGAGAUAAAUUUAAGAGGGAACCUCGGCUUGAGCAGUAAAGUUUUAAAACUUGGACAGAGUGCAGAAUAAUGUACGGUGGAUGUAGUUGGCUUCAAUCUAUUUUAACAGCUAGAACAUGACAAAAAGAAAGGUUAUAUCUACGUGUAGCCAAAAACCUGGAAGCUUCAUAUAGUUGAAUAACAUGUUGAAACAGCCUUAUUUUACGGUUUAUAAAGCAGAGAUUUAAAUAUGCUGCAGAUAUUUGAGGCGUCUGUGAUGUUACGUUGAUUUUAAAGCUUUAUGUUUCAUUGCAAUAAACUUCAUUUAAAGCUUGUAACCUCUGACAGACAACUGCUCCUAGAUCAGCUGCCAGUAAAGACGACAAAAGGCAACAGCAACACGGAUUUUCAGAGUUGGUUUGGAAACCUGAAACAUGCAUGUGGUUUAUUGUUAAGAGAAGAUCAUUUGGUCGACGUGUGCAAGCGUGUGUCCGUAUGUGUGCACCACACAUGUCUUGGGAGUGUGUUUUUCUUAUGCAGACAAAGCAGCUCUGUGUGACAGUAACCUUACCCUUCUCAGCUGGCACACCACACACACAUACACACAUACACAUACACAAUCCCUGCAUAUCUGAAUUACACACUUGUGGGGAUCUUCACUGAACCCUUAACCCCCUAAGCUUUACUCUGACCCUCUGUCCGACUGAAACCUGAUUCUGAUUUUAACACUCAACAUGAAAUCCUGCCACUCACCCUCCACUUUAGAAUACACACCACAGUAGUACCAGGAUGGACCCCUUUAGGCCCUCAGAACUGCCUGAACUCUUAAUGAUGUAGAUUUAACUACCCAGGUAGGCUGCUGAGUAAGAACAAUGCCCAGUUGAUGCAAAGCAGGUUUAAGUAUUACACCAACACCAGCAGCCUGAACCGUUGAUCUAAGGCUGAAUGGAUUCAUGCCUUCAUGUUAUUUAUGCCAAAUUCUGACCCGCCAGCAGAAAGUGAGACUCAUCACACUGAGUGACGUAUUUAAAAUCUUUUACGCAGUUUUGGUGAAAUUCGUAGAUUUCAAGGAAGUGGUCGAUCUGCUUUGAGGUUCAAUGUGCUGAUUGUCAGAGAUGCUGUUCAUCACAUUUGGUUGUGACAAGUGUUUAUUUGAGCUACUAUUACCUUUCUAUCCACCAAAACCAACCUAGCUGUUCUCUUCUGACCCCUACCAUCAACAAAGUAUUUGAAACCAGCUGCUCACUGAAUAUUUACUCUUUUUUUAAUAUUUCCAUUGAAAUAGUCGGGUAUGAAUAUCACAGUAGACCAGCAGUUUCUGAAACAUCUGACACCAAAAACCAUGUCAUGUUCAAAGUCACUCAAAUCACCUUUAUUUUGCCUUUUAAUGCUCAGUAUGACCUUCAGUGAAAUCAUCUUGGCAAUCUCUACUUGUCUCAAUACAUUGAGUUGACGCCAUGUGAUUGGCUGAUUAGAUAUCUGCGUGAACCAGGAAUUGAAGAGAUGAACAUUGUAAAGUGGCCAAACACAGUCAAACAGCUCAGGGUAACAGGAGCAGGGCAUAUACUGUCUGCAGUUUCAAGAUACAAUCUCAACAAGACAUUUCUACUUAAUCCAGGAGAAAAACAAACUUGUUCAGCUCGUAAUGAUUUUAAAAUGAAUGAACCCAAUGGCACUGUGUAGUUUAAAAGCAUUUAAGCGGCUAAAAUGUUCAAAUCCAACAUUAGCAGGCAUGCACAAUACUUAAACAUUUUUCUUCCAAACAUUUCCUUGACCAGCUUUUACCUUAAAAAAGAUAAGGUUUUUAUCUUCAAACCCUGCGAGGACAGUCAGUCCUCAUGGGUACAUAAGAGAGAGAAAGAUCAAACACAAACGCCAAAGCAGCAAUUAUCAACAUAAAGCACUCGCUUAAGAAAGCAGUCUCUGCCUUAAAAAGUCCCACGGAAACUUCAAAUGCAAUUUUUCCAGAUAGCAAGAGAUCGUUUUCAUCUCUGUCCAAUUAACAACAGGGUCAGCCAGGGGCUAUCUUCAAACUGAGGGCGGGAUCUGGGACUCCUCUGAGUAAUGUGUUUGAUCUGAUCAGUCUGCGGAUCUCAGGUUCAAAAGGCAUCAGAGCGGGUUUAAUGUAAACAUGAACCCCCAGAGCUACACCCACCCCAUCUCUGCACAAUCCCAACCCUGGACACGUCACACACACACACACACACACACACACACACACACACACACACACACACACACACACACACACACACACACACACACACACACACACUGCAAGUGAGAUCAACACGCAUCAACUCAAUCUCAAGAUGAACACAAAAAUUCUCACUAUCAAUAAAUGAUGAUAGACAAUUAACUUGGGAACAUUUUUACCAUGAAAAUGUCUCUGUACAAACACCUUUUUCACUAUUUUUGUUUAAAAUUUAUUUUACAUUGCUACAAGAAGUGGAAAAUGUGAUGCUUACAAGAUGUCUAGAUUCAGCUGAUUUACAGUCUUUGUCCCUGGUCGGGCUUUAGUGUAGAAUCCAAUAUACUGAAUACUAUAAAUGUCAGUAAUAUGAUUCGGCAUUUCAUGCGUAAAAAAAACAUGAGGGGAGAGAGGGAUUCAGAAAUGGGAGAAGCUUACUUCUUUAUUUUCUUUUAAAAGAGAGAGAGAGUUAACUUUUGGGGGAUAUUUUUCAAAUAACCUUUAACUUUUUAACCCCAUAUUUCUAAUUGACUUUAAGUUGUAUUUGUCCGUUAAGGUAAACUAUAAAAAUGUUAAUAUUUUCUCUCAUAUUUACAGAAAACCAAAAUAUCAACAGUCAUAGUAUUGUUGUAUUACUAUUGCAGUCAAAACAAUGCUGGAGAGACUGCUGAUGGAUUCUCUAUUUCAUCUCCUCCCCUUAAAUUGACAUAAGGUUUAUCAAAGCUCACUGCAAUAGUAAUUUUCCUCCAGUCUCUCGUGUUCUUCUUUGGUUUUCAAUUUCUGCAUUUCUGAAUGCAAAUCAAAAGUCGUAUCCACACAGAGUGGAAUUUAAAGAGGAAUAAAAUAUGUGAGACGAUGGAAUCUCAAAGGGUUAUAAUACUCAGCUCUCAAAGUGUCAAAAAGGAGGUAUACUUCCUCUAAAAACCUCUCUCUCAGUACCUUAUAAAUAAGUUUGUCCAUGUUUACUAGGCAACACAAAUCAUCCUUAUCCCAAAGCUUUCAACAACAGAUUUCAUGACCUUCUCGUUUUUCGUUAAAUUCAGCCAAACUAGCAAGAAAGUUUUCAGAACAGACAAAAACUCACUUUGAAGGAGAAUCAUGAGAAGAGGCAGCGCCAGCAUCUUCACUGAGUCUAUUCUAAGUCUCGAUGAGUUGAGGUUUGUCCUGAGUCCGGGUGAGAUUUGUUCAACUCCAAACUUUCUGCAGCUUCUUCAAGUUUCAUCUGCAGCACGCGCACGCUCUCGAGUAUCCCUGACAACGAGAAGGGAGCGUGCGCAGGCGCGAGACCAACAGUGUGCAAUGGGUCUGGAUCCUGUUUUAUUUUGACACGACCUUAUCUGCUCCCUAAACAUUGUUAGCAUUGUUUGCAUCGCAUUUGGACAAACUUUGCCGCACAUGUGGCUAAUUUGUAUUCCUUUUCGGACAUGUUGGUUUUGCAUUACUAUUAUUAGUUUUUUGUUUGUUUGUUUUGUUUUUCUUGUUUUGUUUUGUUAUAUUUUAGUUUGUUUUGUUUUUUGUUUGUCUUGUUUUUGUUUGUUGUUGUUGUUGUUGUUGUCGUUUUUGUUUGUUUUGUUUUUAUUUUGUUGUUGUUUUUUGUUUUUCUUGUUUUGUUUUGUUUUUGUUUGUUUUUUGUUUGUUUUGUUUUUGUUUUUUGUUGUUGUCAUUUUUGUUUUUUUGUUUGUUUGUUUUUUUACUUUCUUUGAAUAUUGUUGUUUUGAAUAUUCUCACUGGUUAUGUUUGUUUAUUUUGAGUUUACUUUAGGUGUUGCCCACACGUCCGAAAAAAAUAAUAAAAUGAAAAAUGAAAUCAUGAGAUUGAUAACAGGCUGCUUCAACCCUUUUUAAAAACGUCAGGGGUUACUUGGAAGACAGAUUUCUGUUGUGGCACUUAGUUGCAUAGUUUAUUUAAUUUAAAGGGUAGGACUGGUCUGUAGUAAAUAAGCAUCCGAAUUAGCCGUUUGAAUAUUUGACGUCAAGUUUAAGCUCAAUGUUGAACAUAUUAUGACCAUGAAGCUGAUGAUCACAAUUGCAGCUAGCAGUUUUAAUGUAGGCCUGAAGUUCCCUCUGAAAUUUGUGGAAAUGCACACCAAUUUCCAGCAACCAGGGCUCUACAUUUCCUUGUCAAAUAAUGUAGUUCUUCUCAGUGUUAAUAUCUCAGCUAUUAAGGUCAAGGUACAACAACUAAUCGAUCAAUCAACAUUAUUAAACAUGUUGUUUUCCAUGAUACUUUUUGCAUUUUAUUCUUCGAUCCCUGAAAUGAUUUUUAAAAGUAUGCAAUGCUCACUAUAUGUAUGACCAUAAUGGAUAAUAUUCUUAUGGUUGGAGCUAUAGGUUUUGCACAUGAGAAGGGUGUAAUACGAGGUGCAGAGAUGAGACAGCUGCUGCCUGAGCUACCGUGUCCUUGGCUAUUAGACUUCUCACCAGCAGCCCUCACACAGAAGUACAUUGUCCCUCAACCUGGUUAAUGUGCACACAUGCUUACAUUUGUGGCCAUAUGCAUACACAAAGACACACACACACAGGGGCCAUACGUGCAGACACGUGCGCACAGACACACACACACACAUACAGAGAAAGACACAAGCUCUGAAAAUCUCUUCUGCAGCACCUGUUCACUAUUGACAAUCCCAGCUGCUCUGCUGUGAACAAGACACACUGCUGACAUGAUAUACAAUAUAACACAAUGUCCUUUUCUUACUUCAUUAAGAAAUCUCUCCUUUAUAGUAAUUCUUUUAUGAACCAUUCAUAAAAGAGAGAUUUUUCCUAAGAUGAAACUUGUUGCAGACAUUUCAAACAUUAUUUUAACAACUGCCCCAACACUUUCCUUCACACAUGAUCACAUUCUUGUGACCAACUUGAACUCUAUUUUGGCCAAGUUGGAUUUUCUUUUGUUGAUCUGUUGCAACAACAGUUUAACUUUUGUUUCAGGCAACACAAUCAAUAUUUUUAUUGAGUUAAUGUAGACCUGUACUGGCGAAACUCAUGAAAAAAAAAAUGAAAAAAGACCCUCACUAACAAAAGCGUUGGUGAAAUACAAAAUACUCUGAGCAUGAGAAAAUACUUCUGUUGAUAUGCAAAGCUCAUUUUUCUAUAUAAUGACAGAACACCAAUUCUUGUUUUCAUCAGCAGCACAAAACACAUUUUAUAGAUUAAGUAUUACAUUUCUUCCAUCAGUUCUCCUUAAAUCUUAAAAAUUAGUCAUUAAAUACUUACAAAGUAUUGCUUUAAUAAAACUUGUGUAAUACCUCUGUAUAAAUGCGGUUUCAUCUGACCAGUGAUACCCCUAUAACCUGGUGACCCAAACUCGCCUGCACACAUUCACUGGGGUCAUAUAUAUGAGCACAGUGUCUCAAGUUCACAUUCAGCUGUUCAAAACAAGACGCUUUGACAGGUGUGACUCAUUAACAAUGGCUCUGAACCAUCAGCGGCUACACAGAACUUUUAAGAUGGCAUGCACAACACACGAGCCCUGAAAGCGCCAAAACUGACAAGUGUACAGUGUUGCCCUCAUUUUGCUGCACCUGUGAUUGAACUGGUCAUGAUCACAUAGACACAAAAGUUACUAUUUAGCUAAUUCAGAAUGUUCCAGGACAUUUUUUUACAUUUUCCCGUUUGGUUUCAGUUCCUUUGGAAAUGACUUUUUUUUAAACAGAGAUAAAAAAUGUAGACCCCAAGUUAUCAAAAAUAAAAAAUACAGCCCAGACCAAUCCACCAAUCCUGAUUUUCCUAGGAAAAUAUAUUGAGACAUUGGUGCUCUAAUAUCCAAGUUUUGUUGGAGUAGAAAAACUUUUCCUCAAAGUUUAAAACUCUAGUUUCAAUUGAGACAUGAUAAAUUGUGUCAUACACUGACCCAUUAAUAUUCUGGCCUUUGGUUUCAAAGUGUAAGAUUAAGUUUUAUCUGAACAGGAACAUUUCCUCCUUCCUCCUGUUUACUUUCCUCCAUAUCUUGAUUACAGCAGAAUUUCGAGUCAUCAAAUUAGGCAGAAAGCACAGGAUAGCUUAGCAGUAGAGUUUACUACACUAUACAAAGUACAGUUACUACCAAAACGUGGGUAUGUCAUAAGGAAGAGUUAUCAGGUAUUAUCAAUAUCGUACUUCUGUGGAAGAACAUUUACAAUAGGAACUCUCAACCCUCUUAACUAUUGAGUCCAUGCCAUCAGGAAACAAAACAGAAAAAAUAAGCUUUUCACAAGAUAAGGUUUUAUGGCCUACAGUAAAAAGGAGAGGGUCAUCAUGACUAAUACUGAUCACAAAAAUGAACCAUUAACCAAGCGUGGAUAAGUAGCAGUCGCUCAGAGAAGAGCCACAUAAGACUCACAAGCAGGCAGUAAUAACACAACAGUUGUUCGGUGUACACAUCUUAAAUUCAGACUGAACCCAUUUUUAAUAGAUCAGGAUGAAGACUUUGGUGUUGUUCUCACUGAGCCUUACAGGUAAGUGCUCUCAGCAUGUUUUUAAACGUCCUCAAAAAGACUCUUUAGUUUAACUUUUUUCUGCUCAACCUUACAUUGAGGUUUUUUUUUUUUUUAAUCACCUUCAUAGUACUUUGUGUACAGCUUUGUCAGAUUUUAAAGCACUAAAGGUUUCACUCCUGUGUCACAGUAAUCAUAUUUUGUUGUCAUGCUUUUGUUUUUACUCAGCCCUCUUCUCAUUAACUUGCUGUGUGUACUUGCUUCAGAGUCACAUCAGAUUAUUGUCUUACUCUGUUCAUUCGGAUUCAAGUUUGAAUAACUACCAAGUCACCAAAUGAUAGAUAGAUAGAGAACUAUCUAUCUAUCAUUUGGUGACUUGGUAGUUAUUCAAACUUGAAUCCGAAUGAACAGAGUAAGACAAUAAUCUGAAUAACUACCAAGUCACCAAAUGAUCCUCUGUGUCUUGAUAUGAAAUUAAAGUUAUUGUAUAAAUUUAGUGUUUAGUGCUGUACUUUGCAACAAAAGCAAACUAUCAUGAUAUAGGUUUCCUCACAACUUUGAAACAACAGGGGUAAAAAAAAAAUGAAGCCAAUUCAGAGGGGAAAAAUACUGCAGUUUCUCAAGUGUCCCCUAGAGGCAGGCUUGGCAGAUUUGUAUUAUCUGAGUGUGGCUGAGCUGGUUUACAGGCAGGUGUAGGGGAGUUUGCCUUUUUUUUUUUUUUGAUCAAUAGUUUUGCAUGCAUGUUUUUUGCUUGGUAACCAAUUCAAGCAUGGAUGUCAGUGAUCGAGAGACCAGAGCCAUCAUUCUUGUUGGCUCUCCAUUUUUAUUGAAAGCUCCUGAGAGCAACUUUGAGGUUUUUUUUUUAUUUUGGUGCCCCCAGUGGACAAAGUUUUUUCUUAUCUUGUUCUGGUCCAGGUCACAGAAUCUCUACAACAAUAAAAUGUGUUUUUUAUGUCUGUGUCAUUGUCCUUUAGAUACAAGUAAAUCUAUCAUUUUUAUUCUCUACACAGUUGCUCUGGGAAUGCCACCAUUUGCCCCUGGUGUGGAACAAAAUCCUGUUCUGGCUAAAGAGGACCAGAAACCUGUGCUGGGAGACUUGCUUCCUGUGCAGGGCCACGUGGUGGUGGAGGAUCCUCUGCCUCAUGAAAAACCAGGAGAUGAGAAAAUGCAGGAGAAACUGGCUACCAAGGAAGUAAAAGAGGAGCAGAGCACAUUGGAUCAAGAAGCGAAAGAGGAGAAACCAGAAGUUAAGGUGGAGGAAAUGGGUCAAGGCAAGGAAGUAGUUAAGAUGGAGCAGCAGGUCAAAGACAAGCAAGAGGUUAAACCAGAGCAAGAAGUAAAGGAGGAGCCAGAUGUGAAAGUGGAGCAUGAAAAGGCAGCAGUAAAGGUGGAACAGGGGCAAGAGGCCAAGCCAGAGGUCAAGGAGGAGGCUGAAGUUAAGGUGGAGGCUGAAGUUAAGGAGGAGGCUGAAGUCAAGGAGGAGGCUGAAGUUAAGGUGGAGCAAGAUGUUAAGAUGGAAAAAGAACAUGUAAAAGACACACCAGAAGUCAAGGAGGUUGAGUCAGAGCAAGAAUUUGAGGUGAACACAGACGAUAAGGUGGAGCCAGAGGUUAUCAUGGUGCCAGAAGAUGGGGAUUUUGAGGCAAACAUGGAGUCAGAAGUAAAUCUGAAUCCAGACACCAUGUCUAAGCCUGAGGUCAACAUUCAGCCUGAGGUUGAACUAGGGUCAGAGUUUGAAGAUGACCCCAGUUUUGAGGUGGUAUCACAGGUUGAGCAGGGUGCUAAAGAAGACACAGUGUUGCCCAUGACAAAUGAUGAGCUUCAUGAGAAGUUUGGGGUUCAAAUGGAUCUCCUGCCAGAGACUGAAGACGAUCCUGAGUUCCUGGAGUCCGCGGGAAAUUAUGAACCGUAUGAGGAACCUCUCAUGGAGCUGAAGCCACUGGACUUGAAUGAUGAAGAAGAGAACAAUGCAGUGCUGACAGAAGAAGAAGACUUUUUAGGAGCAGAAUUUCAGAAUCAACCUGUAGAACAGGAGGAGGGGUUUAUGAACAGGAUGGAUUCGGUUUUAUAUGAUGAACCAAUCAUGGAGCUGCAGCCAGGGAUGGGAGAAGAGACCCCCCAAGAAGUCAUGCCAGAUACUGCCGUUAUGGAGGAGGGACCGCUGUUGGACUUUAUGGGUGAGCCAGUGGUACCUUCGGAGCAGUAUUUUCCAAAUGAGGAGGCGAGUUUGGGGAUGGAGCAGAGCGAACAGGAAGGCACUUUUGCAGAAGAGGGGUUGGAGUAUGUGAGGAUGGAGGAGCCCGAUGCAUUUGACAAGGAGGUUUCUGAAGAAGGAAGUUUAUCACUGACAGAAGAGGACCAAGGUAAAAUAUAACAGAAUAAAAACCACUAUCCACAUGAAAACGAAAAACUCACUUUUAGAUUCAGAUCUUUGUUUUAAUAACUCAUUAAAGAAUCUCCUGAUCUGUUGGUCAGAUUACAAUCAGAUAAUUAUAUCUUGGAAAUUUCAAUGCUGUCAUUUAAAAAAUUGACAGCUGUCCUAUUUAAGUCAAGACAACUCUCAGCUUUCACUGCAGUCAUUGUAUUUUACCAGAUUUUUUCAUUUUCAUCUGUCCUGAUUACUAUAGAACCACUAGAGGGAGCAGUCACUCAAGUCAGAGAAAGACAGACCUCCUCAGAGAGAGGAGCAGGACUUGGUUUAGUGCUAAUAGGAAUGUAACAAGAGCAGGGAAUGAGCGUGAAAAGAAACAAAAUUUGGAAAGAUUGUAAAAAAAUAAGUUCAAAAAAGGAGGCUUUUGGUCCCACAGAGAGUAAACCAUGAAAAUCAGGCUUUGUAUUGUAGUACAUUAUCUAUUGAAAAGUAAUGAUGAGAUUUACUACUGAAUUAUUUUCCAUAAGUUCAGCUCUAAAGUAAAUGUAAUGCUUCCCUAUUAGUUUACUCUUGUUUUUACAAACUUACAUUAGCUCAGCCUUACUUCAAUAAGUAUCCAAUAAAUGUCUUUACAAGAACUGCAUUCCGUCUAUUAUUACUUGUGACCAACACAUCUUAAACAUAUCCUAAAAGGAAGUGAUGUAAUGUUUUUCUUCAGCCACCAGGCCGAGCAAUUGUCCUGGACUUCUUCUGGAGGGCAAGUGUUACGAGUUCUUCCAAGAGCCGAAGAGGGCAGCAGAUGCUGAGGUAUCAACAUGAUCCCAGACCCUCUGAAAGAUGAGCCAGAAAAUCUCUCAAAUCUGUACAAUCACCAAUUUUUUGUAAGAUUUAGUGUGUUUAAUCCAAGUGUCACUGGUUUAUUUCAGUUCUUCUGCCAAGACAAUUUCCCCGGUGGCCACCUGGCCUCCAUCACCAGCCAAGACAUUCACAGAGAGCUGACAGAGAUGCUGCAAGUGAACGGGGUCCUGACUGACGUCUGGAUUGGAGGGCUGCGAUAUUUGGAUGUAUGUUUAGUCAGUCAGAGCGGGGAAUUAUAAAUUAUGUACUAUAAAUGACACACCAUAGAGGGGAUGUCUUUUACUGCUGGAGAAAAUGAAAUGAGGGACUUGUCCAUGUGAGUGUACCUCAUUAUUAAUGUCUCCACCAGACUGGUCGCUUCAUCUGGUUGGAUGGAUCCCAUUGGGACUAUUCUGAUUGGAUGUCAGGGGAACCCAGUAAUACAGCAGAUGAGGACUGUGUGCAAAUGGCAGCACUUGGUAAGUCAGACGUUGGUUCAAAUUUAAACUCAAAACUUUGUGAUGCUGUUUUGCAUUUUAAAGUUUCUCUGAUUGAUGAUACUGCCUGAACAUGAAACACGUUGGGACUGGGCCUCUAAUCUGCUUUCUGUUUGACUUUCAGGAAAGGGAAAAUUUAAUGACUCCACAUGCCGGGAACCUCAGGCUUUCAUCUGCUCCUUCUCCUUAUCAGUAAACUUUUAGUGAGCUCUCUUCCUCUUAGAGUUUCAUGCUUUAAGGAAAUGGACACUAAGCAAUGACUUACAGUCAAGAAUAUUACUUUAUCAACUUCCAGGAAUAUUGUACAUAUUGCACUAAUAAGGUUUUUAGAUUUUUGAAAACAAUCCAAAGCUAAAACAGUAAAGGUUUUUAGUUUGUUAUGAAACUUACUGAAAUGAAAACAGAUGCCUGUUCAUGAGGUUUCAAAGCAAAAAGUCUCUGACUAUUAAUAAAGUUAUUUUUAACAUCCAAAACUGCAGGGAGGGGGUGGAAGGUAGAGGAAGUGAUAAAAUGCACAUUGAUGAAACAGCCUCUUAUUACAUCGCCCACAGAGAGGAUUGUCGAUGAGUUAUACGUUCUUCUGCUGAAAUACAAUAAAGAUAACGUAGGGGGAAAAUAUUUGUUGAUACUUUUUACACACACACAGGAGGGAAUAUGAGAUACCACUUUGUCCACAGGUGGUGGCAACAUCAACACAAGAAAAAGUUCCUCAAAGGAGCUUUAACUUUAUGAUGGUGAAGCCUCUCAGUCCAGUUGCCCGCUGUGGAAUCUACUGUUAGUCCGAGACCCUGACUCCCCCCUGGGUGGGCGUUUGCUCCAAUCCUAUCACUUUACGUAUGAUUAAGGUCUGGAGGUCCAUCCAUACCUCAGAGGGCCGUGCUCAGCUGACACCCCCUCAUGCUCCCAUUCUGGAUAAUAUACACUUCCUGCCAGGUUCUAUUGAUAGAGGUUUUAAACUAGACGGUUAAACAAGAGGGAAACUAAACAGGGGGACUUUAACCAGGCAGACUUGUCUGUUAUUGCUGCAGUUACACAAGUAAUUUAGUUAACUGAGUGGAGGGGUUUCUUUAGAUAACAGCUGAGUAGACAUUUUAUCAUUAAAGACACUGACCGUGUCGUUUCUUAAAGGGUCCUGUCUCUACAGGUGUUUAAGAAGUGUCUUUUACAAGGCCCAGAAUUUAAACACCACUUUAACUUCACAGGCCAUAGCCCACGUCUGAGAGAAAGAUUCAUUUCUAUCAAUGAUGCAGACUGGCUGGAGGUAUAGAUUAAAGCCACAUCGAUCUGUUUGUAAUCAAGUCAGGUAAACUAGUACAUCCUGUGUACAGAAACAAACUGGAUAGUUAUAAGUCUUCUCUUUGCACAGUGUAGUUCUGAGAUUGGUAAUGAUGUUCCCUGUUUUUGGUCUUGUGUUAAGCUUUAAACCUGCAGCUCUGAUCAUGUGAAUAAAUUGUUAAUUUCAGUGUUGAAGUUGAACGAAACAAAAUGUGCCUCCUUCUUCCUGAAGUUCUUGGUGCCAGACUCAGAAGACUGUAUGGUCUUUUGGUUAUUACUGCGGGGGAGAUUAUCUUAUUCAUUUGGAUUAAAGAAACCGUUCCUUCUGAAAAGUCAUGGCAUGACCAUUUAAUGGGAACUAUUUAAUGCAUUCCCACUAAAUACAUUACAUAUAUGCUUCACACCUGAGUAGAUCCGUUUUAUUAGGUCUGGGAUCCUUAAAUCAUCUAGACCCCAUUUUUUAUAUCCAUUAUUUUACAUGAAUUCCCUAGAAAAUCUUAAAUGAAUUCCUCUCAAGGGGAUUUCUGCUUUUCUGUAUCUUUAAUUUUGCCUUGGGUUGGUCUGCCUUGAUGAAGUUGCGAGUGGACUGAUGGGGAUUAUGGCUAAGUAGUAUGAUCCAGACUCAGUAUAUAUUUUGUUUUGUGAUAUGCACUUUUUUCUCCUCUUUCUUGUGUCUUUGCAAAUACUUGUACUGUAUUGUGUCAUGAAAUGUCCAAGCCACUUUGGUUUUUUGGGGUUUUUUUUCUGUUUUUAUUAGUAUUUGAAAGAUUUAAUACACAUAUAUGCCCAAAAGUACACUCCAAGAUUGUUCAUGCUGGAGCAAAGAGAGUUAUCUAAUUGGGCGUUAUCUUAUUGCAAGUACAGCAUUUGAAAAAUGUGAAAACUAUAAAUACUAAAGAGAUAUAUCAUGAUAUAUCCCAUUGUUUAAGGUCGUAUUGGCCGAAGUCUGCACUUUGACUAUGCACACUGGCAUAGUCCUGUAAGUACUUUCCUUACUCUAUUAAGAGCCAACACAAUUUUUCAUUCUGUUGUCUGAUAUUUGACUACACACAAUUCAAGAAAUACUGGACAUCUUUCAAAGACUCUUUUGUCUGUAAUUCGUCCAGGACAGGCUGUACCUAACACUGAGAAAAGCUGCUAUGCAUGUGUACAAUAACAGUCAACAGGGAAGACCAUGUGUAGAGUCUGUUUCUGUGCAAAGUUCAGAGUUUAUGACUGAGCACUGAUAAAGUGGUAUUCACAUGUGUUUGUAAGGCGGGCUAUGGGGCUUAGUUGGGAGGAUUCACAGCCUUGGUGCUCAAACUUGCACAGGGACACGCCAGCAGACAACUGUGUGCUGGAAAAUGAAUCUAACUGACAGACGGCAGCAAACAGCGCUGAGUCACACUCUCCUAAACAGCAACUAUGACAAUCAGUCAAGGUUUCAGGAGAUUUCAAGAGCAUCAGGAUGAUCCCUGACUCCAUAUUACAUUUAUCAAUCACUGCAGAUGAAUGACUGACUUGGUUGUUUGCCAGAAUAACACCUGAUGUAAUCACUUCUCUUUCUUCUGUUUCAACAUGAAGCAUAUACAAGCUUGAUGAUGACUAAACAGAUCUGAGAUAUGAUUUUGAUGUACAGCAAGCUUUCAGAGACAUCCCUCCAGUAAUAACUUGGAGAUGCAAACUUAACUCUAAGCUCUUAAAUCCAACAAAAGUCUGUUUUCUUGGUAAAGGAACAAUGGUGAAUCUCCCCAGCUAACAUGUGCCCACAACUGUGUUUGUCGAGCAAAAGCUCAUGUAGGAUCUUAUCAUUAAGGUUAUCAUAUUGGUGAAUUACUCGGUGGUGGAUAUUUCUCCAUGAGGAAUAGUCAGCAAUCAAAAUAGAGGGAUCAAGAGCUGUCAGUCAUCAACUUACGGUCAAUAAUCCUCAUCUCCACGUCCAAAGGUCACAGAGAGGUUGUGCAGGCCAGUGGAAAAUGACUCACAGUCACACACUGCAACAUGUGAAGCCUCUCAGGAUUUACAGUAGCAGCAUGUGCAGCCUGAGUGUGAAUGGAUCCGUUAAUGGGCUCUAAGCUGCUGUAAUUUUAAAGGGUAGGUGAGGUAAUGAAAACACAUCAAUUGUGGGUGUGAACAGCUUUAAUAGCCAUAAAGAUGUUUGGCAUCAAAGCAGAUCUCUGUUCACUGAUCUGCAAAAUGAGCCGUCAGGCCUGGACUCCAUGUGUUGAGUGAAGUGGACUUGUGGCAAGGGGUCCUGGAUGAACUGGAGGUUCAGAUAAACCAAACAAACUGAUGGUGGUCAAUAACUCCUGUGCUAAUAAAUUAUUUUUGAACAUCAGUUCAUGAAUUCUCUAUGCGACAAUGUUUAGUUGUGUUGACAGAUGUCAGACAGACGUACUGAUGGAACAUCUCUUGUAACAAAGUGUCAUCAUCAUCAGUAAGCUUAAAAUAGACACAUGAGUGUUCAGAUUUUUUUAUUAUUAUAUUUUUCAAUUAAUAUUUUCACUCUUUAUUGUGUACAUUGUUUUGUUUUUUUUUAACAAAUCCUUCCUCUUGUGUCACAUUAAGAGACCUUUAAGGCAGUUAUUGGGCAGGAAAAGGGAGAAGGUUGUAAUUUUGUGCAGUUAUUGGGAUGGUGGGAGACUGCGAGGGGUGGUUUUUAAAGCCCCCAUAAGGAGUAUUUUGGGUAUUAAUAAAACUGAACUAGUUUCAUAUUGGUGCCUUCAAAUAAUACCCAAAGGCAAACAAGACCAUCAGCAACAAGGUGGAGGAUUUUUGUACUAAAGGGCUCGAGAAAAAGCCCUGUGCUUGCAAUGUCCACAUAAAUAAUCAAAACAAAUGUAUGUGACUUGACUCAAAGUCAUAAGCGCUUCAAUAAAUACAAGAAAUGCUGUUUAAAUCAUGCAAAAUAAAAAGAACCUAAGUGCUGGAUUAUAAUUACAGCACUCCUUACACAUUUCAUAUAGCUGCCAAAAUAGUUUUGCAUUGCAUUCACAAUAGAUGCCGUGUUUAAUAACUCACCUUUUUGAUUAUUUGACAUCAACUUAAACCCUGAACUCUUGUGUUUCUCACACUGGUGAGGCCUAAAAGAAAAAGAGAGAGACAUACCAAAGAGAUGAGGAGGAAAAGAAACUUGUUAAAGGUUUUAAAUAGGUACAAUGUUCUUUGGCGCUUCUUCUGUUGUUUUUAAAGCUAACUCUGUUCAUGCCAGGUGGCAAAUAUCCAUCACACACAUUUAUAACAAACCUCUUAUAAAUCUGUUCUCCACCCUGCCAAGAAAAACAUAAAUAUGCUAGUAUGUUGGCUCAGAGAAAACAGUGACUACAUGUUGUUCUCAGAUGUUAACAUGUCCCCUCAGACUUACCUGGAACUCUUUCGUGCAAGACAGCAGAGGCAGUAAGAAGGUGGUCUCACUGGAUGCUGGGAAAAAUCCUAUGAGAAGAUAAAUGCUGGACCUAAUUUUAAAGAGGCAUAAACAGGAAAAAUACAAUAUUAACAAGAGUUGUUGUAAGCGUUGGGAGGGGCCAAGGUGUGUUCAUCUCUCUGUCAGACUUCAUAAAUCUGUUUGUCUGCCUCUGGCUCGCACAGACGCCCCUGCCUCAUUUAGAUGUUGUCACUGAGGAAGAUGCAUCUAUGAACGCAAGACCACAGCAGAGGUACCUGCAGACAAAACCAGAGAGGAGGACAAAAACCUACAGAAACAUUGAGGUAGGAUCCACACCAUCUGAAAAGAAAUACAUUUUAAUACUUUGAGACUUUUUAGAAAAAACUUUUUUGUCAAAUAAAAAGAGGAAAAUCCUUUCAAAUUCCUCAGAUUCCAAGCUGACAGCUGUCUUUUCAUAACAGUCCUUUUUUUAAUAAUAUCAUAUUUGUCUUUUAUAACUGCAUGUCGAUCCAGCUGAAUGUGUUGUAGAUUUGCUGGAAAGAUCUUGCCCCUGUAUCACUGUGUGAAGCAUGUUGACCAGAGGGUUUAACCAGCUGUGUUUCUGGGCUCCAGACUGGAGCUCAGUGACAGCGAGACGGAUGAGCAAACUAAAACUAGCCCAUUCUUUCCAACUUUUACAGAGCUUAAAAAUAAUCCAUAAAACACACAAAUCAUAAAACAAGCUAAAUAUAAUACAGAAUCCCACUCUAUACAACUGGCAACAAAACAAAUGUUUCGGAUAAUUGGAGGGUGAAGCCAGGACGGAUUCUUUUGUUACUUCCAGCAAACUGUCAAAAUAUUGAUCAGGAAAUACUAUGUGAAUAAAUGCAAGACUAACAAACAGGUAAGAGAUAUCUGGGUGCACCAAAUCAACAAAAAACAAAGUUCCUGACUUUGCAUCCUGGCAGCCAAACAUGAAAGCAGAGAGAUCUUAGCACCUCUUGUUCUGAUUGUAAAUAUUGCAUUGAAAGCCUUUAAGUUAGAAUAAUCAAUAAAGAAGAAUAGUUUAAAGCUUCAGUAAGGAACUUUUGGUUUGUAUUGUUUUUGGCGCCCCCUGUGGACAAAAUUAUUUUUCUGAUUUCUUUGCUGUCUCUGGUAUUUAAGAGAGCGUUUAACAAAACUGCAGCAGUUUUAGGCAUUGAUAGUAUUUCAAAACAUUAAGUUAUAUGAAUGAACAAAUGAAAGGUAUCUAAAUUUAUUUCCCCCUGUUCAACAAUUGACUAAAAACUCAAAACAGCACCUCUAAAAAUGACUUUGUAAUGGUUCUCAAUAGUGCUUUUAAAAAUGUGCUCAACCUUUCUCUUUUUCAGCAUGCAAAGCUUCUCAGAAAUGAGCCAAUCCAAUGGACACGACAGACAAGAAAAUGAGACCAGAGAGAAAAGAGGAGGUGGGAAACUGCAGCUGGACCAGGAGACAACAGAUGAGGGUAAUGUGUACACUGGAAAGUUUGUCAAUGUCAGUUAAAGAGGGACCUUUUGUAUUCUGCGCUACCACUGUUGGCUGGAUUAUUGAGUUACUUUGUCCAAGUGACUUCCUUCAUGUAUAUUUCUGAUGCUGGUGGGUGAUUUCUGUCUGCACAGCAGUUAUUGACUCUAUAUGUGCAUCCCUCAUUUCAGUCAUAACUGACCAAAGAGUGAUGUCGGGAGAGGCUCUGGACAGGAGGCACAUUUGGGAGUCCAGUGUUUACUACACGCUGGUAAAGGAGCGCUUUUAUUUUGCUGGUUAUGACAUCAGCAUCCGUGAGUCAAUGGACACUUAUGGCGCCCUGAUCUGGCCUGGGGUAUGUCCUAACACUGCUGUGUGUACCUGAACAGCCUCUGAAUCUGGUUGUAGUAAACACCAUACUGCUAUUAAACAUGUAAAAUGAUGUUUUGCAGGCGAUAGCUUUGUGCCAGUUUCUGGAGAAUAACCAACAACAAGUGAACCUGAAGGACAAAGCAGUGCUGGAGAUCGGAGCUGGGACUGGUUUGCUCUCUAUAGUGGCCAGUCUGCUUGGUACGUCCAUGAUAAUCAAGUCUAUUGAACAGUAUGCAUAGGGGAAAAAAGGCUUUUCUUACAGCCUGCUGUCAAUUAUCUGGUUUGACUCUUAUCUCUCUCAGCAGUUCAAGGUAUUCAAAACUACAACAGAGAAUAUCAGUCUGGUUUCUAAUGUUUUGUUGGCUUUUGCAGGUCAUAGAGGUAUCAGGAUGAGUUUUAGCCUGUUUCUCAAACUGACUUUCCAAUUUAUUUGAAAUCUGAAGAUAUAUUUCACCAACUGUAGUCCCAUUACAUACAGUAAGACAGUUCUAUUUAGCUACAUCAUUAUCAAAUAAGUAUUAAGUAUGAUAUUUAUAUGAGAGUUGAUAAUUCAAAAAUAUAAAACACAGUUGUUUUAUUCUCUGGUUAAGGAAAAAGGCUGCGAAGAAUGAACUCUGACUUUGCACCUAUCUGUAAAUUUUGGUCAUUUAGUGAAAUGCCAUGAAAUAUCAGAGGGUCACUUAACACAGGGGUUGAUUGUCUGAGGAGCGUGACUUUCCACCCACACUGACAUUUCUGCAUUGCAAGCAGAAAAGAAGCUGCAAAGAUACACUGUCUUAAAAAAUAGAACAUUUUUAGGCCAAUAUUAAUAUUCUUGAUCAUGCCAGGGAACAUGUAGGACUUUUUAUUAUCUAUUAAACAAAACAGCCUUUCAGGAUAAUUCGAGAGAGCCAUUUCCUCAGCUUUCAUUUCACUCUGUACUAUUGAACAACUGUUAGAAAACCCCCGAGUACAAUGUCAGUGUAUUUUUUAUAAAGUUUGCAAAGUAAGAUUUAUUGAAGUAUGGAUUAAAAGUAUCACAUUUCACACAUUUAAUGUGCCCCCUGAAAUAGAUGCUAAGACUUAUCUCCCAUUAAUCCUAAGUGUUUCAUGAUGGCACAACAGGUGACAUCGAAGCAUUAGGUAGAGCAUAAAUGUCAACUCAAAGCUUUGCCAGUUGCAGAAACAUCAGCGUAACAUCUAGAUGUUAGUGUGGUCUAAAUACAACGUAUAUACACCUCAUGGAAAUGACAUGUUUCCCCCAUCCAGGUGCCCAGGUGACAGCCACAGACCUGCCUGACCUCCUGUCCAACCUGAGCUUUAACCUCCUGAGAAACACCAGGGGUACGUCCCGCUACACCCCCCAGGUGGCUGGACUUACCUGGGGCCAGAACCUAGAGCAGGACUUUCCCCACACUUCCUACCAGUUCGACUACGUGUUUGCAGCUGAUGUGGUCUACCCCCAUGACUGCUUAGAAGAACUCCUGGAAACCAUGCGUCACUUUUGCCGACCAGGAAGUGGAACGACGUUGCUGUGGGCCAACAAGAUCCGGUUCCAGUCAGACUUGAGGUUCAUUGAGAGCUUUAAAAGCAACUUCAACACCGCACUUCUCAGUGAACUCCCACAGCAGGAGAUGAGGAUCUACAAGGCCACAGCCAAAGAGUGA
Messenger RNA from Xyrichtys novacula (pearly razorfish), 34747 nucleotides. Lineage: Eukaryota; Metazoa; Chordata; Actinopteri; Labriformes; Labridae. The record is from the annotation of a GenBank genome assembly.